Schistosoma intercalatum is the source of this 1179-nucleotide messenger RNA. The record is from the annotation of a GenBank genome assembly. NCBI's taxonomy places the organism in Eukaryota, Metazoa, Platyhelminthes, Trematoda, Strigeidida, Schistosomatidae.
AUGAGUAAUUUUGUAGAAGAUUCUGAAAUCGAGACUAAUUAUACUGAAAUAGUCGAUGGCUUCGAGAAGUUGGAGUUAAAACCAGAACUUCUUCGUGGUAUAUAUGGUUAUGGUUAUGAAAAGCCAUCGGCCAUUCAACAGCGAGCUAUUAAGCCAUCUAUCGAGGGUCGUGAUGUUAUCGCUCAAGCUCAGUCCGGUACAGGGAAAACGGCAACAUUCGCCAUCAGCAUUUUACAAAGGAUAGAUAUUACAUCAAACACUUGUCAAGCCCUUGUCCUCGUACCAACCAGGGAACUUGCAAGACAAAUCCAAACGGUUAUGCAACGCAUUGGUUCCUAUCUAACCGUCAAAUGCCAUACAUGUAUCGGGGGGACAAGGACCUCUCAUGAUAUGGCGUGCCUCCAACAGGGUCAGCAUGUUGUUGUGGGUACUCCUGGUCGUGUUUUUGAUAUGAUGAAUCGUAAUACUCUGGCAACCGCUAAUAUCAAGGUUUUCGUGUUGGACGAAGCUGAUCAAAUGCUUGAUCGUGGUUUUGAACCCCAAAUUAAAGAAAUAUAUAGAUUUUUACCUGACACUUCUCAAAUCAUGUUACUGUCUGCGACUAUGCCGAAACCAAUGCUUUCUGUUGCGCGGAGUAUAAUGCAUGAUCCUGUUCAAAUACUGAUUAAGAAAGAAGAAUUAACAUUGGAUGGGAUCAAACAGUUUUAUAUCAAUGUGUGCAGAGAAGAAUACAAAUUAGAGACCUUAAUGGACUUAUAUGGAAUAAUGAAUUUAAGUCAAGUCGUUAUUUUCGUUAACUCUGUAAACAAGUCCACACAUAUUUCUCAUGAGCUUAGGCUCAAAAAGUUCCAAGUUUCGUGCAUUCAUAGUGAUAUGGAUCAAGAAAAACGUGAUGCAGUUAUGGAGGAAUUCCGUAGUGGAAGAUCACGAAUUUUGCUAUCCACUGAUAUUCUGGCGCGUGGUAUUGAUGUACAGCAAGUCUCUCUAGUCGUUAACUAUGACUUACCUAGUAAUCGUGAGACAUAUAUUCACAGAAUCGGGAGAGGAGGUCGUUUUGGAAGAAAAGGUACAGCCAUCAACUUCAUCGUUGAUUCAGAAAUAGAAGCUCUGAGUGACUUGCAGCAAUAUUUCAACACAGAAAUUCUUGAGAUGCCUGAUGACAUUGUUGAUUUUCUGUAA